AUGGCCGGCUCAUUAAGUGAGGCAGCGAAGGCCCUGGUGGACGAAUUUAAGCGAAACCGACUAACCGAACUGGGCCUCGAAGUUGUCGAGUCCAUGGCCUCGCAAUUCCAAACGGAUCUUGAAUCAAGAUUCUUGAUACCGAAGUGGAUGUUCGAAAUGAAAGUCAUAUGGCAGUCAAUUUCUGAGCUGAUCAAUUUCAUGAAAAUUCAGGAACUGAGGACCGUGUCACGAGCGCUUGAAAAAGCAACCAAACGUGUUCUCCACAUCCUCCAACGCAUUCAUUUGGAGGCUGAAUCUGAUGAAAAGAUUUUUUAUAUAGGGCAAAAAUUGCCACCCAGCGAGUACUACAAAUAUGCCGACUUUUUCCGAUUCAAUGUCAUCAAGAGUGUAUUUGCCAUUGGCCUUUCUAAAUUUCUUCUGGACGGCUUAUUUGCUACCGUCCAGUUUGUGGCGUCAAUUCUACAAAUUCCCACUGCUGAGACACGUAAAAGUGGAGGCAUUUUUCUCGAGUGGGAGGAAUAUUUGGAGGGUAUGAUUGACGUUGGACAAGAAUUAGCCCGUCUAGCAAAAAACUGUGUUAUAUUAGACAAUUACGGUCUGGUUGGGAAGAUUCACAGCUAUAUUUCCACUCUCACCUUCGGCUUCAGUGGUAUGAACUUUAAGAACGACGGACUACGAAGAAGAUUCGAUUCCUUGAAAUAUGACUCGAAGGCCAUUGAAGAAGUAGUGUACGAUUUAAAGAUGCAAAAAAGUGCUGCCAAAAGCAACUCUUAG
Messenger RNA from Folsomia candida, 774 nucleotides. Its product is annotated as translin-like. The transcript is spliced from 8 exons. Gene Ontology annotation, cellular component: cytoplasm; nucleus. Gene Ontology annotation, biological process: RNA metabolic process. Bases 1 to 774 code for a protein of 257 amino acids. The record is from RefSeq and is a predicted model, not a curated record. Lineage: Eukaryota; Metazoa; Arthropoda; Collembola; Entomobryomorpha; Isotomidae. Gene Ontology annotation, molecular function: sequence-specific DNA binding; RNA binding; single-stranded DNA binding.